Messenger RNA from Anoplophora glabripennis (Asian longhorned beetle), 3273 nucleotides. Its product is annotated as facilitated trehalose transporter Tret1-like. The transcript is spliced from 11 exons. Gene Ontology annotation, biological process: transmembrane transport. Gene Ontology annotation, cellular component: membrane. Bases 185 to 1864 code for a protein of 559 amino acids. Gene Ontology annotation, molecular function: transmembrane transporter activity. The record is from RefSeq and is a predicted model, not a curated record. Lineage: Eukaryota; Metazoa; Arthropoda; Insecta; Coleoptera; Cerambycidae.
UACGGAUCCGGAGUUCGCAGCGAUUCAUUUGUUAGCUGUUUCUCGCGGUGUGUGCUCGGUAAGGUUCUUCCCUACGUCGAUGAACGGUUAUUAUGAGCAAAUUGUGAACUUCUGGGCCCAUAUUGCCUAACCAGCUCAGUCGCAGCGGUUUUUUUAAGUGUACAAUUGAGGGUGAGACAAGAAGAUGGAUCCAAUCAGCGCCAGUUGCUUCAGCUUGCAUAUUCAGGAAAACCAAAGGGCGAUCGCAGAGGAGCAGAAGCAGGAUGAAAAGUUCAGCGAAAUCAUCGUUAGUUGCAAAUCUCUUAGUCGCUACGAUGGAAGAACCUUCAAAACCCUUGUACCUCAGAUCUUAGCGGCAGUGAUCGUGGCGAGCUACCACAUAGUAGUAGGUAUAUCCCUUGCUUAUUCGGCCAUCCUGAUACCGAGCGUGGACCCUAACAACACCGAGUUCCGGGCAGAGGAUGGUAUCGUCGCUUCCAAGACGGAAUGUUCCUGGAUCGCUAGCGUUAUAGUAAUCGUGGUGCCCAUAGGAGCUAUAACGGGUGGUUUCUUCAUGGACAGCAUCGGCAGAUUGAACACGAUCAAGAUGGCUGCCAUUCCCAGCCUCUUGGGGUGGUCCUUGAUAGCCUUGGCCCAAAACGUGCCCAUGGUCAUCGCUGGAAGGCUGCUUGCCGGUUUUGCAUCAGCGUGGGGUACCAGUCCAGCAAUCGUCUACAUGACGGAAAUAGGCAGGGCGGAUCUUAGGGGUUCGCUGAUAUCCUGCGCCCCAACUUUUGCCUCUCUAGGUAUGGUUAUUUGCUUCCUGAAGGGGUGGUUCAUGCACUGGAAGACGGUGGCGUGGCUGAGCAACAUCUACGCCGUAGUGCCCUGUAUUUUGAUAUGUUUCAUCCCGGAGAGCCCCGCUUGGUUGGUGUCCAAAGGCAGGAUCGAACAGGCAGCUAAGUCGUUGCAGUGGAUCAAUAAAUACCAACCGCAACCAGAAAAUAGGAACGAAUCUCUGGCCGAAUUACAGUUGAACUUCCUACAAAAAGAACACCAACAGAAACUAGAGCAGCAGAGCCUGAAGGGCUCCGGCGCCCUGGUGAAACUGAAGGAGUUCUUCAAGCCCACCGGGUACAAACCCAUCAUAAUCCUCUUCGGACUGUUCUUCUUCCAACAGUUCUCCGGCAUCUACAUCACCCUCUUCUACUCGGUCACGUUCUUUCAGGAUGUGGGCAGCACGAUAAACCCGUAUCUGGCGUCCGUCCUCAUCGGAACCGUCCGCAUGCUGAUGUCCUGCGUCAACACCUACAUGCUGAGGACUUUCCAGAGAAGGCCGCUCAUAAUGGUCAGCGGCCUGGGCAUGGCUAUCUGCAUGGGAUUCUCGGGACUGUUCACGUACUGGAUAAAACAAAAGACGUCGACGCAGAACUGGGUGCCGGUCUUGUUUAUCCUCCUCUACGUCGUCACGUCCAUGAUCGGCCUCCUCAACAUUCCCUGGACGAUGACGGCCGAGCUGUUCCCUAUCGAGAUCCGCGGCGUGGCUCAGAGCCUCUCUUACAGCAUCGCCAACCUGCUCAUGUUUAUCGCCGUGCAGAGCUACUACCCUCUAGACUAUAUCCUCGGCGGUACGGCUGGGGUCCAGUGGUUCUUCGCCGUCGUGUCGAUACUAGCGUCUAUUUACGUCUUCAUCGUCCUACCUGAAACGCACAACAAAAAAUUAUCGGAGAUCACCGAGUACUUCGUCGAUAACACCAUCUUCCUCAUGUCGGAUAAGAAGAAGAAGAAGAUCAACCCGCCGCAGAAGAAGGGCGUCACUAGGGCGGCGAAGAAGGAUAUCGUCAAGUCCAACGGGCAGAGCGAGAAGCUGAUGAACAGCGUGUAGUAGCGUUUGAUUUUACGGAUAGGUUAGGCUAGUUGAUUACAAUACUUAAAAACGAAUAUUCGAAUCAGUAUUUUCGUACACUUAAAUUUACUGACAAUGUAUUUGAAGUGACUGUGAUGUUUUCCUUGAUCGGGCGAUCGUUUAGGCUGCGAGUUGUAAUUUAUGAAGAGUACAUUUGAACUACUGACAUGAAAGUAGGCAUUAGGAUCUGUUCUAACCUGCAUACGGUUUCGGAUAACCCUCACUUAAGUAAUUAUAUAAGCGUACGUUAUACCUAGUAACUUAAUCGAUUUUUUUUUUUAAAGUAAAUCAUUAAAAAACUAAUCUAGUUAGUUUUUAACCGAUACAUUUUCUUUUAUAUAUAUUUUUUGUAUCACAAAUUCAAAGCAAUUAUGACAAAAUUUGUUUUGUUCUUAGUACAAUUUUAUUUUACUAAAAAUCAGAAUAUCUCGUAGAAUAUGAAAUAUACUUUAUUUUAAAGUAACCAAGUUGAAUAAAUUUUGUGACAAUUUAAAGAUCUAAAUGGUCUUUUACGAUAAAUAUGUCAGAGUUUUAUAAUGAGCACUAUGAAUUCGAAGAGUACAUUUGAACUACCGACAUGGAAGUAGGCAUUAGACACUUAACACAACUUAAUUGACAUUUUUUUGAUAAAUCAUUUUAUUUGAUAUUUGAAUACAUUUUUUUUAUCCUUUUCUAGACUUGAGCCUUUGUAGGCCUGCAAAGUUGUGAAGUAUUUGAAGUAUUUACAAGACGUUUUGUUAAAAGAAUUUUGAGUAAACAGAUUGAGCGUAAUUGAAAUUACAUUAUAAAUAAAUUUCGUAAAGCUUUGGAAAUUUAAACGGUCGUUUACGAUAAAUAUGUCAUAGUUUCAUAACGAUGACCACUACGAAUUUUAAAAGUACGUUUGAACUACUGACAUGUAAGUAGGCGAUAGUCUGUUGUAACACACACAAGGUCUCAUAUGAACUUUUACAAAUCUGAUUAGAUUUUAACCAACAAAAUUUCUUUUUUUAUCCUUUUACAAUUUCAAGUUAUUAAAAAUUAGAAUGAUCGAGUUAUCCUUAGAAAGUGUGACACAUUUAUUUUAGAUUAAAGUAAAAACGGCAUUAUAAAUAAAUUUUGUGAUAAAUACGUCACCGUUUCUUAAUGAAUGGUACUUAGUUACUGAAAAACUUGUCAAGUGUGAUAUGGCGCUUCAUGGAAAACUCUUCCGUUUUGCAUUUGUACAGACGAACAUGACCAAACAUUUCCCGCAGGGGGAAAACUUUGUAUCAAAAUAUUUUUUUUACGUAGGUCUCGACAUUUAGUUUGUUAGUACUGUUUUAAUCGAUUUUAUUAGUUAGUUGAAAUUUUUCCUACUCGUAUUUAUUAUAUUUUGUGAUAAAGAUCAAAAUAAAUUCUGCAAAUAA